Molecule: messenger RNA, 1281 nt
Organism: Hermetia illucens (black soldier fly)
Lineage: Eukaryota; Metazoa; Arthropoda; Insecta; Diptera; Stratiomyidae
Gene: Rpn8
Product: 26S proteasome non-ATPase regulatory subunit 7
Exons: 2
Coding region: 132-1151 (339 amino acids)
Biological process (GO): proteasome-mediated ubiquitin-dependent protein catabolic process
Cellular component (GO): proteasome regulatory particle; proteasome complex
Molecular function (GO): protein binding; metallopeptidase activity
Source: RefSeq, a predicted model, not a curated record
CAAAGCUAAGUUCCCAACUUGAAUCAAAUUGUGUCCUGUCAUUUUCAUAGUGCGGCAGAUCGGCUUUUGAUUACUUGUAAAUUUAUUAUAAGUUCUCUGUGCACAAAGCGCUGAUAGAAAUUCGAUUCAAAAUGCCUACCGGCGAAGUGAACGUAAGCAAAGUGAUUGUCCACCCGCUCGUCCUGUUGAGUGUUGUUGACCAUUUCAAUCGAAUGGGGAAAAUUGGCAACCAGAAGCGAGUGGUUGGAGUAUUAUUGGGCUGUUGGCGAUCUAAAGGUGUUUUGGAUGUUUCAAAUAGCUUUGCAGUUCCGUUUGAUGAAGACGACAAGGAGAAGUCAGUGUGGUUCCUCGAUCAUGAUUACCUCGAGAACAUGUACGGAAUGUUCAAAAAGGUUAACGCCCGCGAACGGGUAGUCGGCUGGUACCACACAGGGCCCAAACUCCACCAGAAUGACAUAGCAAUUAACGAGCUCAUCCGGCGCUACUGCCCCAACUCUGUGUUGGUCAUCAUCGAUGCGAAACCGAAAGACCUCGGCCUGCCGACCGAAGCAUAUAUUGCUGUCGAGGAGGUUCACGACGAUGGAACGCCAACCUCAAAAACUUUCGAACACGUCCCUAGCGAAAUUGGAGCCGAGGAGGCGGAGGAAGUGGGUGUUGAGCACCUUCUUCGCGAUAUCAAAGACACCACGGUUGGUAGCCUCUCCCAGAAGAUCACAAAUCAACUGCAAGGUCUCAAAGGACUGAAUGCGCAGCUCAAAGAUAUCAAGAACUACCUGCAGAAGGUGGGGAAUGGGCAGCUGCCUCUUAACCACCAGAUCGUGUACCAGUUACAAGACAUCCUGAACUUGCUCCCCGAUAUUACAGAUGAGAAUUUCACGGACACGAUGUACGUGAAAACCAACGACCAAAUGCUCGUAGUGUACCUAGCAUCGAUGGUGAGAUCCAUUAUUGCCUUGCAUAAUUUGAUCAACAACAAAUUGACAAAUCGCGACGCCGAAGAAGGCAAGAAGGAUGAGAGCAAGGACAAGAAGGAUAAGGACAACAAAGAUAUUAAGGACAAGGAAAGCAAGAAAGACGAUAAGGAAAGCAAGAAGGAAGAGAAAACGGACAAGGGGAAGGAGGACAAGACGAGUAAGAAGCAGAAGGAGUGAUAGGGGGUGCGCCAGGAUGUGGAGUGGACCAGAGUCGGGGAUCACGGUCGCCUUUUUUGAAUUGUGUAUUAAAAUUAAGAAUUUGAAAAAUUAUAAACUUAUUUAAAAUACAUUUUCCCCUUUAUCAUUU